ACUAAAACGGAGAUAAAUUUGUCGUUUGUUAGCACUGAUAUCGUUUAAAAACUUUAACCUGCUUGGUGUAAACUAAGAGAUAUUUGUUCCUUUAGUCGUCACAAACAAGUUUUCUUCAGGUACACAGUGUUUCAUGAUGAACCCAUCAGGCGGCAUGCAGGACCCUGACCUCAUGGUGGGGGUCGAGGUCCCUGACAGGUCCAGUGGACAGCAGGUUACCACACCUACAGACAUGAUGAGAAUAAAACAGCAGAUGGUCAACCAGUGCUUUGAGUUAUCAACACAGCUCAGUGCAGGAAAAAAUAAGAGAUCAUGUAGCACAUCAGCUGCUGAGAGAGCUUUGCCAGAAUACAUCAGUGAGCUGGAAAAGGUGAAGACACUUCAUUUUAACAGCACACUGGCAUUGCACAGAAUGCAAAUGUGGCACGCUAUUGCAGAAAAGCUGAAAGAGAACGAUUCAGAAGCUGAUGCAAUGAAAGCUGUGACUGAACGUUGCAUGACUCUUUGUUCACACAUAAAACAGCUGCAGCAGGAAUCAAGAAGCCUUCAAAAUGAAAUCACAGAAAUACAGAAGGAGAGACUCGAGAUGAAACGGCUCACACACGAGAAUAUGAAAAAGAUGGAAGAGCUAAUGUCGAAGAAGGAGCACCCAGAAACCGAGAAGUACAAAGCUGCUUUGGAAAAAGGCCUGGCUAACCUGGAGAAAUACAAAAGCAUCACCAUCAUGACACAGAAUGUCCUCAGGGGCAUCUUCUUGGCCUGUAAAAUCAACUGGCUGGAUGACCCCAAACUGCAAGAGAUUGGCAUGACGUUGGAAGAAUUACCCAUCUCUGACUAGAAU
Molecule: messenger RNA, 841 nt
Organism: Thalassophryne amazonica
Lineage: Eukaryota; Metazoa; Chordata; Actinopteri; Batrachoidiformes; Batrachoididae
Gene: cenph
Product: centromere protein H
Exons: 11
Coding region: 134-838 (234 amino acids)
Biological process (GO): kinetochore assembly; mitotic spindle organization; chromosome segregation
Cellular component (GO): kinetochore; nucleus
Molecular function (GO): kinetochore binding
Source: RefSeq, a predicted model, not a curated record